GAAUAUUGAGUACUGUAAACCAAGGUUGCUACACUGUAAACAUCGUUGGCUAACGUGUUAUGUUGACAACGUGUUGAUUUGAUUGGAAUGUCGUGUGUGGAAUGUUAUGGGCUGUAUGUUGACUUUGUCAUGUGUAGCGAUUUCCUUACUGCUGGGGCUUCAUUGUGCUGACUUCAGUGACGAUUUUCUGGCUAUGUUUCAGUACGUUAAAAUGACAAAGCUUAUGGAGUGGCUUUUAGGCGUGAGCCUUUUCGCGAGCAUAUGGAUUGGCCUCGUAACUCGUCAAGUCUACUCGAGAUUACUUGACGAAUGGAUGUUUCUCAUCAAACCACUUCCAUUAAUCGUCUUGAUACUGUUUGGUCUAUACUCCAUAGCUGUAAUAUUGUGGAGGGUCUACAACUUCAACAAUUGUGAGGACGCAGCGAAAGAAUUACAGAUGGAAAUCCAAGAAGCCAAAGAUGAUCUCAGGAAGAAAGGUUUUGUGUUUGAUUCUGACAGAUGAGAGAGCAUUUUAUCAAGCUUGUACAUUAUUGUACUGCUGAUUUAUACAUACCAUUCCCUUUUUGAAAUUGUAAGACUGCAUGUAUAUUGAGAAAUUAGUUUUUGUUUAACUUCUGAAAUAUAUAUUAAUAUAUGUAUAUUUA
Schistocerca piceifrons (Central American locust) is the source of this 644-nucleotide messenger RNA. It is a transcript of the gene Dpm3, whose product is annotated as dolichol-phosphate mannosyltransferase subunit 3. Gene Ontology annotation, biological process: GPI anchor biosynthetic process. The transcript has 4 exons. Gene Ontology annotation, cellular component: dolichol-phosphate-mannose synthase complex; endoplasmic reticulum membrane. The coding region runs from base 107 to 502 and encodes 131 amino acids. The record is from RefSeq and is a predicted model, not a curated record. Lineage: Eukaryota; Metazoa; Arthropoda; Insecta; Orthoptera; Acrididae.